Molecule: messenger RNA, 2954 nt
Organism: Eucalyptus grandis
Lineage: Eukaryota; Viridiplantae; Streptophyta; Magnoliopsida; Myrtales; Myrtaceae
Product: protein SIEVE ELEMENT OCCLUSION C
Exons: 7
Coding region: 613-2652 (679 amino acids)
Biological process (GO): phloem development
Source: RefSeq, a predicted model, not a curated record
GAUGGACGGUGAUCACUUGACAUUGCCAUGGGCUUCGUUCUCGACUUCCUAAAUGCGGAUAUUUCAUACGGCAGUUGUCUUCUCCUGAUGCCAGAAAGUACUUAAAGCAUGCACUUUUCUGUUAACAGAAUAAUAGUGUUAAAUCCUGGAAUCCGAAUAAAGCUUCAGCCCCACAAAAGGAGUGAUUCUCCCUUUCUUUUUCGCUCCUCGAGAUUAACAAAUUAAAGAUACAGUUUUAUCUUGGUCAAAAAAACAAAGAUAUGGUUCAAGCAUUUUUCUCCUUGGGUUAGCUACAAUAAAGUGCAGAACAUGCCACUUUGGAUGGAAUAACUUAGAUAACAUCAUUUUCUUUGUCUUCACUUUAUAAAAGCAAGACCCAUUGCGGCAUCUCGUGGUUCAAAGGUGAAAAAUGUGUUUGAUUUGGAGGUUGCAUCAUGUCAAAACAAGCAUAGCUUGAUGUAAAGCACCGGAAACUUGUACUAGACACUAAAAGAAAGAGCAUUUUAAGUGGCAAACUUCUGAAUUUUUGGAUUAAAUUACAUGGCCCUGCCCAUUACACAGUAGAUCAAUGGAAUGUCUCGAUCUUCACCUAUAACUUGAGUCUCUUACGCCAUGAGCCGGUUAGGAAGUGAUCAGUUCUUGCCGACUUCUGGUUUAUCCUUGGAAGAAGAUAUUCUGGUCAGGAAGCUGCUUCUCGUCCAUGAUCCAGAUGGCCGACAUCUUGACUCUGAGCUACUACUUCAAGCAAUAGAGGAUGUGAUGUGUUGUGCCACUUCUUCGGAAACGGUGUGUGAUAUCAAGGGAGAAGAUGAUAUCAGGCAAACUGGAGUUGUUGGGUCCCAAGAACCACUUGGAGUCAUCAUCCACAGAAUUUCAUCUGAGAUGGUUUGCCUGUGCUCCAGUCAAAAAAAUAUGUAUGCAAGGACACUAUAUCUAUUCGAUCUGCUGGGUUAUUAUACCUGGGAUGCAAAAGUAGUUUUGGUGCUGGCAGCUAUCAGUAUGAGCUAUGCUGAAUUUUGCCUCUUGAUUCAACUCUCGACUAGUAACCCAUUGGCAGAAUCAAUCACAAUGCUCAAGCGGCUACAACCCAACUCAAAGGCAUUCAAGCCUCGACUUAAAGCUCUAAGCUCAUUGAUUAUGAAGAUGUUGGAUAUGGCGAAAUACAUCUUUAAGUUUACAAACCUUUCAAUUUCACAUCUAAACCCAGAUAAAGAGGCCAUUGAGACUAUCAAGUCUAAUAUUUGUAUAACAGCCUUUUGGAUCAUCAGAAGCUCCUUGACAAGCUGUUCUCACAUGCACGAUUUGAUGACCAUAAAGCCAGGGUGUACAAGCUCAUCAGCAAUUGCAAUAUGGGAGCUUUCAAGUUUGGCCUAUACAUUGACCAAAAUAUACGAUCGCCUCAAGAGGCUUGUGGAUGGGUUGAUUCAACAACUAGAGGAAAAGGUGGAACAAAAGCUGGCCAGUCUCUUUCAGGAGACUCGUGGAGACAAUAAAGAGGCGCUUACGACGUUAUUUGUAUUGAAGGAUAAAUUCCCCCUCAAGGAAAAAUAUUCACAAGCAAAGGUUGGCAUUGCAGAACUUAUAGGCAAGGUGGUUGUGUUCCUGAUCUCGAAAUCAGAGUUCCCAUCACCAGAGGAAUGGCUCUUGCUCUUUCACCAAGCAAAUAAUCCCCCUCAGAACAAGACUUUAGAAGGAAACUAUGAAAUUGUGUGGGUACCCAUUUCAAGUUCCUGUACGUGGACAGAUUCUGAAGAAAGAAGCUUUGAAUAUUUAUCUAACUGCAUGCCAUGGUAUUCACUUCGGCAGCCACACUUGCUGAUCCCGGCAGUGGUAAAUUUUAUAAAGCAAUCAUGGAACUAUAAAGAGAAGCCCAUAAUGGUAGUGAUGGACGCCAAUGGGGCAAUAACAAAUUUAAAUGCAAUUGAUAUGUUGAGGAUCUGGGGUGUCAAAGCAUAUCCAUUUUCAUCUUCUAGAGAAGAAGAGCUUUGGGAGGCAGAGAGUUGGGGACUACAACUACUGUUUAAUGGAAUUGAUCAGCUUUUGACCUAUUGGAUCGAGCAAGGUAAAAAUGUCUGCAUUUAUGGGAGCAGCGACGCGAGAUGGAUCAAGGAAUUCCAUUCCAAGAUGGAGAUCAUAAGUGAAGGUGCGCAACUUGAGAUUGUAUAUGUGGGUAACAGGAGCCACCAUGUGCAAAUGAUGUACACACUGGCCAGCAUCCAACGACACCUCUCCCCAACAAAAAUCCGAUUCUUCUGGCUUCGGUUGGAGAGCAUGAGAAAGUCAAAACUCAGACUAGGAAAGGCGGUCAACACCGAUCAAACAUUACAACAGCUCUCGGCACUGCUUGAUUUCGAUGAGAACGACAAGGGCUGGGCAAUCUUCGGACAAGGGUCGUCUGCAGACACGAUAAGACUCGAUGGGAACAGAUUCAUGGAGUGCCUGGAUAAGUUCCCAAAAUGGGGCCAGAAUGUGGGGAAGUAUGUGGGGAAGUGGGGACUCUUGAAUGCCAUUAGAAUAGCUCUUGAGUCGGCUGCUCGUGACGGUCCAUGCAGCCACACAGACACCGUUCCUUUUGAGGAAGGGCUGGUGGAGAAGGUCCGGUUUUGUGCUAAGUGCAAGCGCCCGAUGACAAAUUUCGUAGUGUACGAAUGACAUGGAGUGCAAAACAUACUGCUCUUAUGUCUGAGAUGGAAUGACUAUAUAGCUGAGAACGUCACCAGUCAUCUGCCCACGGAGUUGCCAUGCAGUAGUAGCUAUGUUCUCUACAUGACUAAUGAUUUUCUAUCGCUGUUCCUCCAGCCUAAAUCAUUCUCUAUCUUUCCCUGUCUGAUUAGAUUAAAUCCUUUGGGGAAAUAAGAAAAGUUGAUUAUAGUUUAGAAACAUGGCUUAUUGAUGGGCCAAAUUCUCUUUAAAUUAUCAAUUUUCAAUGGUACUCAAAUUUUGGCUCCCAUUAA